This is a messenger RNA of Tigriopus californicus, 2785 nucleotides long. RefSeq names its product formin-binding protein 1-like (gene Cip4). The record is from RefSeq and is a predicted model, not a curated record. Lineage: Eukaryota; Metazoa; Arthropoda; Copepoda; Harpacticoida; Harpacticidae. Bases 320 to 2251 code for a protein of 643 amino acids. Gene Ontology annotation, molecular function: protein binding. The transcript is spliced from 12 exons. Gene Ontology annotation, biological process: signal transduction.
CUGGCCUCUCUCAGCUCGUCAGUCAGUCAGAGCGAACAGCGUUAGGCGGGCAAUCAGCCAGUCCGUUUGUUGGUCGGUUCGAUCGUUCGUUCGUUAGUUUUAUUGUUAUUCUCGUGGGUGAGGAUAGGAGUUCGUUUCAUGCCGUGAAGAAAUUCUUGAGCUGACCGAUCUGUCUCCAACCUGCGUUGUUUCCAUUGUGCCCAUCGGCCGGAAAAUGCGGCAUUAGUGAAGUGAAGUUGACCCGCCUAAUUCUCAAGAGUUUCGUUCGCGACCUUCGAUUGCUGGAUAGAUUCGGUUUUUUUUUUGAGUGUGGUUCAUCAUGAGUUGGGGCACGGAAUUAUGGGAUCAAUACGAUAACAUCGCCACUCACACCCAUAAAGGGAUCGAAUUCCUCGAGAAAUACGGCAAUUUCGUGGACCAAAGAUGCAAAAUCGAACAGGAAUACGCCACCAAGUUGAGGCGCCUUGUCAAACAAUUCGUACCGAGGAAAAAGGAAGAGGAAGAUUACCAAUUUACGUACACUAAGGCCUACAAGAAUCUGCUCAAUGAGUUAGGAGAUCAAGCCGGUCAGCACGAGCUGAUCGCAGAGACGUUGAGCUCGCAAGUGGUACAAGAGCUGGCAUCCCUAGUCAAACAACUGAAGGAUGACCGACGAAAACAUCUUACGGAAGGAGCCCGCAUUCAAGCCCAAUUGCAGUCGUCCUUGACGUUUUUGGGCAAAACCAAGGAGAAAUAUGAAAAGGCUUUCGGGGCAUCGGAACGAGCCUUGGACGCCUAUCAGAAAGCGGAUGCUGACUUGAAUUUGUCGCGAGCCGAGGUCGAAAAGCAAAGAAUGAAUUCCACCAUAAAAAGUCAGCAAUGCGACGACGCAAAAAACGAGUAUGCCAACCAACUCCAAAAAGCCAAUGAAUCUCAGACAAAAUACUAUCAGCAUCUGCUUCCCACCGUGUUCCAAAAUCUCCAGGACCUAGAUGAGAAGCGAAUCAAAUGCAUCCAAAAUUUUAUCCUGAAAUCAGUGCAAUCAGAGAAGGAUGUGCUUCCCAUUGUCAACCAAUGCCUUGAAGGCAUGGAAAAAUGUGCAGAAGAGAUCGAUGAAGCCGAGGACACACGAAUGGUUAUAGAGCGGUACAAAUCAGGAUUCAUUCCUCCCAGCGAUAUUCCGUUUGAGGAUUUGAGCAAUGCUGAGACCUCAUCUGUGAAUGGAUCCAUGAACUCCAUCGGGCACAACAGCUCGAUUCCGGCGAUUCCGGGUUCGGUGGAGAAGAAAACCAUCUUGGGAACCAUUACAGGAGGUCGUGUGAAGAAGCGGAGUGGCCUUUUGGGACUUUUUGCGAAUAAUAAGGGCUCGCAAAAUAACUUGACAUCGGAAAAGGAGGAUUUCUCAGAUUUGCCACCAAAUCAGCGAAAAAAGAAACUCCAGCAGAAAAUUGAUGAGCUCAAUGGCAAGGUUUGUCAAGAAACCGCCGCCAGAGAUGGCUUGAUGAAAAUGAAACAAGUCUACGAAGGCAAUCCCGCUUUGGGCGAUCCGAUGUCCAUUCAAGGACAACUGAGUGAAAAUGGGCAUAAAUUGGACAAACUCAGAGCCGAGCUCAAAAAGUUCCAGGGAUACUUGGACGAGAUGGAAGGGAGGAUCUCGAGCUCCCCUGGAAACACACUAACACCCAAUUCCCGAAAGAACUCGAACGGAACAAUAAUCUCGUCUAACCAUGUGGUCAAUAAUUCCUCGCCGAAUCGGCGAAGUUCCGUCUCAGAUGGGGCCGAGUCUUUGAGUCGGAGUGCUUCAGACUCGAGUGUAUCAAACCCGUCGUUGAACCACAACAAAGCUAUGAACACACCUUUACACAGUCAGGGCAACUCAAAUAGCCCUGAGUCCGGCAUUGUCAUGAGUGGAAAUCACCAUCAUGGUGAAAGCGGGAGUGAUAGUAUGGAUGGCUAUGGAGGCGACAUGCUCGUGAGAGUGGUCGAAGGACAAGACGGACUAGGUGAUCACAACGAGGAUGAGUUCUUUGACGCUGAACCCCUGCCCGUGUUGGGACGAUGUAAAGCUCUAUAUCCAUUUGAAGUUACAAGUGAAGGCAGCAUCCGAAUGACUGAGAAUGAAGAUCUCUGGGUCAUUGAGGCCGAUCAAGGCGAUGGAUGGACCCGAGUUCGUCGGAUCAAUAUAUCCGCGCUAGAUCCAAUGCCUGAAGGAUUCGUUCCUUCCACGUACAUCGAAGUGACGGAAAUGUUUUCCGUGCCUCACCCUGUUUAAAAGCGACAGGACUUCUUCCAUCCGCUGAUACCAUUGGUAAUCAUUAUGAUGAUGAUGAUGAAGAAGAUGUUGAUUAAUCAAGAAAAAUCGCGUUUGUUUAAACCUCCCACCUUCCACCUCCCAGUAUCAACAACAGUUCUCGGCAAACGAGGCCUCCCUAUUAGAUAGCUCUCCCAAUGACAGAUAAUUUUUUGAGUGGGAUCAUUUUGAGAUCCAACCAUAGAAAAAACGAGUGACCGACCAGCAAUGAGCAAUCAACAACUCGUAAUAAUCAAGUCGAUUCCCCACCUUGGAGAAGAGGGACAAAAUGCACCGUCUGGCGUGUCUCUUGCAAUCUGUCCCGCCCCUUAAUGGGUUAAUGAUGAAGAUCAUGAUGAUGAAGAUGAUGAUGAUGAUGAUGAUGAUCGGUGACUGACAAGCAAACAAUACGGAGAGGGAUGGGACGAAAUUUUCCUAUUGUGUAUUUCAUUGACCUUUUGUUCUCCAAUUCAAUCAAAGUCAUUGCCAUUCAGAAUAAAGUUAUUCAAAGAGAAA